AUGCUGAUGGACGACCAAGAGUUCGCCUUCCACCUUGAGGACGCAGAACACCCUAUAAGUGGCCGCAGAGAUGUGCCCCAUGUUCUCAUUUCAGGUGGUGGCCUGGGGGGUCUGAUGCUCGCUCUUCUCCUGGAGAAGGCAGACAUCUCAUAUCUGAUCCUCGAGCGAGCCAAGGAGGUCAAGCCGCUAGGUUCUGUGAUGGCACUAUCCCCCGGGGUGCUCGGCAUCUUUGAGCAGCUGCACUUGCUCGAGGGCCUCAUGGGGGUAUCCAAACCGAUCAAUGACUUCAAGUUCUUCUCCGAUGACCUCAAGAGUAUCGGCCACCUCAAAGGCAGAGAAGAGAAAGACGAAACUGGAUACGAAAGGCUAGUGUUUUCUCGCCCUGAACUCUACGAUCUUCUCUUGGCAAAGAUCCCAGCCGAAAAGAUUCAUCUCUCAAAAAAGGUGGUCGCCAUGAUUCAGGACGAAGAUGCUGUCGCCGUGCGGUGUCAGGACAAGUCCGUCUAUGUUGCUGAUAUCUUGGUCGGAGCCGAUGGUGCAUACAGUGGAGUACGGCAGAGUCUAUACAGCAGACUUGAGAAAGAAAAGCUCCUACCUGAAUGUGACAAACGAUCGCUGAACAAGGGCUACUUUUGUCUGGUGGGAACAACGGACAGACUCGAUCCUGUGAGGUUCCCGCAGCUCAGGGAGGCUUACUCGGAUGCCUCGUGCGUUAUAUCUGACAACUCUCCUCAUUCGUGGAGUACAAUCUCGGUGCCCUGCGAUAGAGUUUGCUGGAGCCUGGUCAUUCAGUUGACCGCCAAGGAAUCCGAGGAAGAGCAGUUUAGGAAUUCGGAAUGGGGUCCCGAAGCUAAUGAGCCGAUGAUCAAGAGCGUGGCUCACUUCAAGACGCCCUAUGGCACGUUGGGAGAGCUCAUCAACGCCACACCCAAGGAGACUGUUUCUCGUGUUUUUCUGGAGGAUAUGCUGUAUCAGACAUGGCAUCAUGACCGAACGGUGCUCAUCGGCGAUGCAUGCCACAAGUUACUCCCAAGCACAGGACAAGGGUGUGUGAAUGCACUACAAGAUGCGGCAAUCCUAGCCAACUGUCUAUAUGACAUGAAGACAACCUCGAUCGAAGACGUCAAGGCGACUUUCGAGGACUACCAGGAACAACGCUUCGACCAUGUCAAGACUCAGUACGAGGCCAGUCAAUGGAACGCCAAAGUCAUCUAUGGCCAUUCAUUCUUGGAGCGCAUACUUCGACAGGGCACGCUCAAUCUGUUGCCGAAGAGUGUACAAAAGAGCCUAUCUGUCAAGGACUCAAAAUACAGACCUCAAGUGGCGUUCCUUCCUCGUGUUCCAGAUCGUGGAUCCCUCCCACCGUUUCCUCAAAAACCUUCCAGCAGAUACACUGAGGAGCAACAAGCGGUGCCUGUUUGA
Messenger RNA from Linnemannia hyalina, 1422 nucleotides. The record is from the annotation of a GenBank genome assembly. Lineage: Eukaryota; Fungi; Mortierellomycota; Mortierellomycetes; Mortierellales; Mortierellaceae.